AUGGAGUGCCAGAAGGGGAAGUUUCUGACUAUACGACAUGAGCUCAUGUCUUAUGCAUUGAACAUGAAUUCUGUAAUGGGUAUUCAUGAGCUUAGACAUGCAUACACACCAGGUAUUGAAGAGCAUGGAAGUGACCGAGUUCAAUUGAAAUUGGGAGAUGGAGAAGAAGAAGUAAAGCUAAUGACGAUUGAAAGGAUGGAGGGAGAUAAACAGUAA
Molecule: messenger RNA, 216 nt
Organism: Sungouiella intermedia
Lineage: Eukaryota; Fungi; Ascomycota; Pichiomycetes; Serinales; Metschnikowiaceae
Source: the annotation of a GenBank genome assembly